CGGGGAGGAGGGAGGGAGGCAGGCCGGUGUUUUUCCACUCAUGCUGCUGCUGUCUGAUGGUCACCCGUUCUCAGAGACAAAGGUCAGAAAGAAAGAGCUUAUAAAUAAAAAUUUAACACCGAGAUUCUCAUUCACCGAGCGCGAGGCGGACAACACAACACAGCAGCACUGACACACAGGAAUAACUGCAGCACGAGCUCAGCAUGGCACAAAAAGAGAAGCUCCAAUGUCUGAAGGACUUCCACAAGGACACCCUGAAGCCGUCCCCGGGGAAGAGCCCCGGCACCCGGCCCGAGGACGAGGCCGAGGGGAAGCACCCGCAGCGGGAGAAGUGGGCCAGCAAGCUCGACUUUCUCCUGUCCGUGGCCGGAGGCUUCGUCGGUUUAGGGAACGUCUGGCGUUUCCCGUACCUCUGCUACAAGAACGGUGGAGGUGCUUUUCUCAUCCCAUACUUCAUUUUCCUGUUCGGCGGAGGCCUGCCGGUGUUUUUCCUGGAGGUAGCUCUUGGCCAGUUCACCUCUCAGGGGGGAAUCACCUGCUGGGAAAAACUUUGCCCCAUCUUUACUGGUAUCGGCUACGCUUCCAUCGUCAUCGUCUCCUUGCUGAACAUCUACUACAUCGUGAUCCUGGCCUGGGGUCUGUACUACCUGUUCCAGUGCUUCCAGCCGGAGCUUCCCUGGGCCAGCUGCAAUAAUCCCUGGAACACAGAGAACUGUGUGGAGGACACACUGCGCAGGAACAUGACCCUGUGGGGGGCGAACGCCACCAACUUCACUUCACCAGUCACAGAGUUCUGGGAACGAAACGUACUGAGUAUCUCUGACGGCAUUGAGAAGGUGGGUCCAGUAAAGUGGGAUCUGGCGCUGUGUCUCCUCGGGGUUUGGGUCAUCUGCUUCUUCUGCAUUUGGAAAGGUGUGAAGUCAACAGGAAAGGUCGUUUACAUCACGGCGACCUUUCCGUUUGUGAUGCUGAUUGUGCUCCUGGUGCGCGGCGUCACUCUUCCCGGUGCAGCCGAAGGCAUCAAGUUCUAUCUGUACCCGAACGUCACCCGUCUCGCUGAUCCUGAAGUGUGGAUUGAUGCCGGAACACAGAUUUUCUUUUCCUACGCCAUUUGUUUGGGAGCGAUGACGUCGCUGGGAAGCUACAACAAGUACAAGUACAACUGCUACAGGGACUGUUUGCUGCUGGGAGGCCUGAACAGCGCUACCAGUUUUGUGUCUGGCUUCGCAAUAUUUUCCGUCCUGGGCUUCAUGGCACAAGAGCAAGGGGUGGACAUUGCCGAUGUGGCAGAGUCAGGUCCCGGCCUGGCCUUCAUUGCUUAUCCUAAAGCUGUGACGAUGAUGCCACUGCCUACCUUCUGGGCCAUUCUCUUCUUCAUCAUGCUUCUGCUACUGGGUCUCGACAGUCAGUUUGUCGAAGUGGAAGGACAGAUCACAUCGCUGGUGGAUCUGUACCCAUCCUUCCUACGGAAGGGUUACCGUCGAGAAAUCUUUAUAGCUAUAGUAUGCUUUGUGAGCUACCUGUUGGGACUUACCAUGGUCACUGAGGGUGGCAUGUACGUGUUUCAACUCUUUGACUACUAUGCAGCCAGUGGUGUGUGCCUUUUGUGGGUUGCAUUCUUUGAAUGUAUUGCUGUAGCCUGGGUUUAUGGCGCUGAUAAUUUCUAUGAUGCAGUCGAGGACAUGAUUGGCUACAGACCAAAUCCCUGGAUGAAGUGGUGCUGGACUGUAAUCACGCCUUUACUUUGUGUGGGAUGCUUCAUCUUCUCCUUGGUCAAAUACAAGCCUCUGACAUACAACAAAAUCUACGAGUAUCCUGAUUGGUCCAUUGGAGUCGGCUGGACCCUCGCCCUCGCCUCCAUGAUUUGCAUACCGAUGGUGGUUGUGAUCAAGAUCAUCCAGUCUGACGGGCCUCUGAUUGAGAGGAUUAAGGCGGUGGCGGCUCCGGUGCGGGGCGGGGCGAGUUCCUGCCCCCCAGAGUACCGUCCCAAGAACACUGAGCUGGCACAUCCUCUGGACCCCAACGGGAACAACGGCUUGAUCAAGCCCACCCACACUAUAGUAGAAACCAUGAUGUGAGCGCUCUCUAUGAGAGAAUUCAAUAUGCUUUCCAUUUUAUAUAUAUAAAAAAUAUAUAUAUAUAUAAAAGGUAUAUAUAUGUAUAUGUAUAUAUAUAUAUAUAUAUAUAUAUAUAUAUAGUCGUAGGACCAGGUUUACAUAUCUCCGUAUCUGCACUAGAAGUCUAUUUUUUCUAGUUUUUUUUUUUUUUUACAGAGGAAAAAAAAGUUACAUUUGGUUUUUAUCUGUCUUUGCUUUUAAUAUAUUUUUAUCAUUAUAAUGUUGUUAUUAUGUUACUAUUAUGAAUAUUUUAUUAUUAUUGCUGUGAUUAGAGAGAAAAACAAAUCUCGAAUCACAAAACAAAAACAUUUUUGUUUCUUUCUUUUAUUCUUUUUUGUUUUUUUUUGUAAAUAAUAAUGUUUUUUAAGUGAUCUGUGUUUUUAAUGGAGUGGAUACGAAAGAAACAAGGCGACCCACGUUUAAAACAAAAAAAAGUAAUUUGUUAACAUUUGUUAAAAGUGUUUUUUUUUUUAUUUUAGUGUUUAAAAUAUAUUAAUAUACCCAAAAACAACUACGCCACUUUCACCCUCACGCACCAUUCAUACACUCACUCACACACACACACACACAGUAUUUCUGUUGUUUUUGUGGAUGUGACCUUUUGACCUUUGUGUUAUUAAAGACGUCCGUACAUCAUGUUGCUGUUCUCCGUUACGAAGUCGUGCUUUUAUAUAUUUCCUUCUUUUGUCGCGUUACGCCAAAAACAGAGAGUUUCAACUUUACUGGGCGUCUGAACUAAAAUCAUUACGCUAAAAACAAAGCGUUCGUCGCACCGAGGACACUACUGUUCACUAUUCCAGCGCAGAGCACCAUCGCUGCACCGAACACAAGCGAAAAAAAAAACAGUAAACCAGCAGCUUCACCGACUUUUAAAGCACAAGCGGUCACACUCAUCCCCACCAUCACUGUAUAGUUCUCAAAUCAGCUGCAGAAAGGAGCUGGAAGAACCACUAAAAGUAUGUGGUAACAGUUUACUGAAGGACAGAACUUUGUAAAAACUUCGUAAACCUCUUUUUUAAAAUUCUAACUACCAUAUUUUUCGCACUAUAAGAAGCGCUGGAUUAUAAGGCGCAUUUUAGGCAAUUUUAUUCAGCAAAAAUAACGUAAAGCUAAGCUACCUAAACAGAACUGUAAUUCCUAAAAAAAAAGAAUUCUUUUAAAGGUAAACCCUGGAUGUUAAAAGCGCUUUAUGUUAAUCUACACAGAUUUUUCUCCUAAAAACUUGGGUUUAUUUGAGUGAGUAAAGCGCUUCCAUUUAUUUACAGUAAGUUUAGAUUCCCAAAUUUCUCAAGCACUAAGGCUGGAGCAUUAGCGGCUAACUGCUAUUACGUAGCAGUUCGUCCCACUUGGCUUGUCUUAACACGAUAAACAUACAGGCUACAGUCUGAAGUCCCCUAUACUUCCCAAAGAAAGAGCUAGCGCAGCUAGCGGCUAAUGCUAAUGUUAAUGCUGCUCCAGUUUUAUAAAGUUUAUAAUCACACCAUCAUUAUAAACAAGUUUUAAACAAAAUUAUAAACAUUAUUAUCAAGUCAUCAGGUGUUGCAGUUUUUUGUUUUUAGCAAAAAAGUUGUUGAUUUGACAGUUUAUCUCUUUGUUUAACUUUUUAGAUUUUAAAGUUAAAUUUUUGUUUUUACAUUUUUUGCAGAUUUUAAAUAAACUAUCAAAGUUUCGUGUCGGCUUACGAAUUCUGCCCUUCAGUAAUUUUUUAUCAAAUAUAUUUCACUGCACGAAAUCUGAAAGUCCGAGAGACUCCGGGAGAUUGAUUAGAAUUGAUCUUUUAUAAAUAAAUAUAUAUUGAUUAGAAUUGAUAUAAACAGAUCCACUCCUUCCCGCCUUCAACACUCCUCAUAAUCAAACACGUUUUAAUCAAAAUCCACAAUGCAAAAAAUUUAUAAUUCAUAUUAACCAGCUUCAGCAGGAUGUAUAUCAGUUUCACACCGGCCUAUCGAUCUACUUGAUGUAUUAAAUUGAUUAUAAAUGAUUGAUUAAUAAUAAUUACAGGUUUAGGCUUGUAUUAAAGCAUUAGGCAGGUUCUGAUCCGGGAGUGUUGAAAUGUGAAAUUUUUAGAAAUUCCGCCCCUACGUUUUUAAAAGCUACACCCUUUCACAAUGAAAAAUUUCUAUAUAUAUAUAUAUAAAUACAAAAAUAUAUAUUUCUAUAGCGAUAUAUUUUUUUUAUUAUUGUGUCAAACAACGCGUUGUUUCAUUCUUUUGUUUUCACAUUUAUCACAUUUGCCUUUUGUAUUUAACAUACUAAGACUGUAUUUGACUUCUGUCUGCAAUUUAUCCAUUUUGGUUUUUAUUUGAUUUUUUUUUUCAUAGGACAGAAUUUCAUCUACAACUGUUAAUUGCAGGAUAAGCUUGCUGCAAAUUGUAAUGUGCAAUACUUUGUUAAACGAUAUUGUAGAGCAUUGUUCCUGUCUUUUAAAGAAAAAUGAUGGUACUUUUAAGAAUUAAAAUCAAGAACUAGGCACAUCAGGGGGCCAAAUUAUCACGUAUCAGGUUAAUCCACACCAUUAAACUCUGCACAUUUAAAAAUUAAGGUGCUACAAGGAUUUUUUUGGGGGUGAUGCCAUAGAGGAACCACUUUUGCUUCCAUAAAGAUCUAUUUUUGUAGUAAAAAUGCUUUUUUUAUGGAGACAGAUUGUUAUUUUUAUGGUAUCGCUCAAAAAAAGCUUUAUAGUGCCGUUAUUUUUACUGUAGCUUUCUAAAUUUAACUCACUGUGAGAACGUCCAGAAAUGACUGUUUUUGUAGUUUUUUUUUCAUGUGAAAUUAAAUAAAGAAAAGAAGGAAACUGUU
Messenger RNA from Astyanax mexicanus (Mexican tetra), 4916 nucleotides. It is a transcript of the gene slc6a6b, whose product is annotated as solute carrier family 6 member 6b. The coding region runs from base 204 to 2078 and encodes 624 amino acids. The transcript is spliced from 14 exons. Gene Ontology annotation, biological process: taurine transmembrane transport; sodium ion transmembrane transport; neurotransmitter transport. Gene Ontology annotation, cellular component: plasma membrane. Gene Ontology annotation, molecular function: taurine:sodium symporter activity. The record is from RefSeq and is a predicted model, not a curated record. Lineage: Eukaryota; Metazoa; Chordata; Actinopteri; Characiformes; Acestrorhamphidae.